CCAUUCCUGCCCUACUUCUCCUCUGUACACACUGCUAUCACACACCUGGAGAGAGAAACAGGAAGAAAAGGGAUUUUUGUGAAGACCACACGUAGGUUGUUGUUGUAGGAGCAUGGAGUUGCAGUAAAUGCAUAUAUGGCAUGUACAUCUAUAAAUGGCUAAGUUCUUCUUCCUGGGAGUCCAAAUGAUGUGGACUGGGGUACUGCUGCUGUCCUGUUUGGAUCUAUGGGUUUCUUCAGAUGAGCUUGGACGUCCAGCGACUUCCUGGAGGGACAAUGAUAUUCAAGUCAAAAAACACAGCGGUCAACAGCCAUGGGGGCAUACUUUCAGAAAGUAUUGUGAUUCAGCACACAUUAAGGACUGUGAUCGUGGUUAUUACUGGGAGAAAAGUGGACCACAUAAGGGACGGUGUGUGCUGUGCAGCUGCAAUGGCCUGUCCAAUAACUGCGACCCACAUACUGGAAAAUGUUUGAACUGCCAGUUUAAUACAGCCGGCGACCACUGUGAGCGUUGCAUGGAGGGUUAUUACGGCAGUGCUGAUAUGAGAACAUGUCGUAUGUGUCCGUGUCCCUUAGAAGACCCAUCCAACAGUUUUGCAGUGGGAUGUGUCUCGGUUGGAGAUGAGUUUAAGUGUUCGUGCAAAUCUGGUUACGCUGGAGUUCGAUGUGAAAGGUGUGCGCUUGGAUACUAUGGCAAUCCUUUAGUGAAAAGAGGAAGUUGUCAGCCCUGUGACUGUGACCACGGUUAUAUAUGUGACCCGCUAACAGGUGAUUGUUAUGAGGCCGAUGACCCGAAAACUGGCGACUGCCUCGAGUGCGAUACCUGCGUCAUUAAGUUAAUGGAUGAUCUUAAUGCGAUGGAUGAUGAGCUCUCCAAACUGAAGACUCAACUCGAGCUUUAUACUCGAAAUGCUACUUCACACACAGGACUGAAAAAACUUGAAGAUGCCAUUGCUAGGACAAAGGUUUUGGUCCGUAAGUACUCUGAAUCUGUCUUGGCAUUGAAUCCAAAGGUUUUGGUGCUUGAAUCUGAUCUUAAAAGUAUCACAGAUGACAUCACUGUUCUUAAUGACAAGGCACUUGAUAUGUUCUGUACUGCAAAUCAGUUGUUAAAGACUCUGGACAAAACUUAUCAAAGAGGGGACAACCUACGAUCUGAGAGUGCGAAACUCCUGCAAAAGAUACAAGAGUUCUUGGAAGAGUUGAAGCGAUCCAACCAAACAGGUGGGAACACACAGGAGGCCACCAGGAUGAUAAAAGAAGCCCAAUCGAUGAUGGAGAAGAUGCGAAGACAAAGCUGUAUGGUUCAGAGAGAACUGGCUAACGAGGAGCUCAGAAAAGCACAAACACUACUUAACCUCAUCUUGAAUGACCUGAUGGUUCCUCUGAAUAGCUCCUUGGAAGUGGCUGAUCGUAUUAGACAAAAAAUCAUGGAUCAGGCAAAAGAUCUUAAAGAUAUAAAAGAGGCGCUUACAGAUGCACAGCGUGAUGUGACCAAGGCCAAUGAUGUGAAUAAACGCAACGAGGAACAGCUGAGAAAUAUUUUGAAACAGUUUGAGGAAUUGAGUAAAAAUCAAGAAAAUAUCAUGGCCAAUGUGAACAUGACCAGAGAGACACUAAAAGAGACUUCGGAUAUCCAGAAAAUGUUGGCUGACCUAACGAAGGAAAUUACUAAUCUAACAGCUUUGACUGAUGAAGCAAAAAAAGAUCUAGAAGCAAAACUUGAGCUGCUCGCCAAUGCAACCGCUAAGGCGCGAACUGUGAGACAGGCUGAGAAACAUGCAGAGGAACUUAUGAAGCUGGCUAUGGACUUUCAAAUGUUCAUACGGAACAUCACCAAUACAACCGCUGUUCAGAAAGCAGUCGAAUCCAUCAAAGCAUUUACAGCCGUCAUUAAUGCCAUAAAGGAGGCGGAAGCUGCCGCCAAACAUGCUAAAGAAGUGGCAGACCAGGCUUUCGAGGAUGUGCGAGGACAAGAUCUACAAAAUAAAGCCAAUAAAUUUAAAGCCUCUUCAGAUAAACUGCUGAAAGAUGCCAAGAAAGCGGAGAAACAACUUGAAGGUUUUCUGUCACAUUUAAUGCAGCUGCAGCAAACCGUAAAAUAUGUUCCCAAACAAAAUCAGCUAGAAAUCAUAAGAAUGCACGGGUUUUUCACAGGCAUGUUGUGCUGUUUAGUAACAAAACUGUCAUCUACAGAUGUCAUGCAAAAAUGUGAAGCUUUCAAGGACCUGAUCCAGAAGGCCAAAGACAAACAGAAAUCCAUGAAGCAAGCCUUGCAAGAUGUGUUGAAUAGGAUGAACAACAUCAAAAGGGAUGAUAUUCGUGUCCUCAUCAACCAAGCCAAAGAAGGUGCUGCAAAUGUGAACGUCACAGCAGGCGAUGCAAUAACCAGAAUGCAAAACAUCAGUGAGGAACUUACCAAAAUCAAGAUUUCCCCUCAAGAUUUAAACCUGACCAAGUUACUUGAUGGCGUCAACAAAACAUUGACAGAACUGGAUCAGACUUUCCCUUCACUGACUGACAAACUAAACAAAUUGGUGAACCAAAGCGACCGCAUGCCUAGUUCAGCCAACAUCUCCAUCGGCUUCCAGAAAAUCAAAGACUUGAUCGACCAGACCAGAGACGCGGCCAACAGGAUCAGGGGGCCGAUUUUGUUUUCUGGUGAUGCUCACAUUGAACUUCGACCUCCUAAAGACCUAGAAGACUUCCGAACCUUUACUGCUCUCAAUCUUUCUCUGCACCAACCACAACUUCGAGGCGAUGGAAGACGUAGACGCCAAGUGGGUGAAGACAACCAGUUUGUUUUAUAUCUUGGAAAUAAGCAGACAGUCAGGGAUUUCAUUGGCCUGGUUGUGAAGAAUGGUGUCCUGUUUUGUGUCUACAAAGUGGGUGGCCGUUUUUAUGAGCUAAGAACCAGCGAAAUCACCAAGUCCAACAAUGUCAAAGCUUUUAUGGACAGGGUGGAUUUCCGCAGAGUUUAUCAAGAUGCGCAGGUCAUAUACACACGGGUUUACACUUCAGCUGAACCCAACCCACUGCCGCCCAUGAUUAAUAAGCCUAGCGAUUGGAAUGGUUUGCUUGAUCUGGAUCCCAAAGAGGUUGUCUUAUAUGUAGGUGGAUACCCAGAAGAUUUUAAGCCACCCGAACAGCUUCGGUACCCAGGAUACAAGGGUUGUAUUGAGUUUUCUACGUUAAAUGACCGUAUCCUUGGCUUGUACAACUUUCAGCGUGCCAUCAACAUCACGAAAACUGACAUGUGUCAAAGGGGAAAAGUCCAGAUAUCGGGGCAUUAUUUCGAUGGCACAGGUUACGGAAAGGUUGCUGUAUCACAGAACUCUUUUAUUAAGUUCUCUGUUAGAAGUCAUCAAAUGGACGCAGUGCUUUUUUAUGUGGGAAACGAGAACUUGACCUUAUUAGUAACAUUAGAAGGAGGCUAUAUUGUUUUGAAAGGGGAAAAAAAGGACACAAAAAUUUUUGAAAAGUCAAAAGUAAAAGUAUUUCCCCUAACAAACUUCAGAAUGAUUCUGAGGGAUGAUAGACCAGCAAUAGAGGUCAGAGACAACAUCAACAUUGAUAUUUAUUUUGGAAACGUCAAAGGGCUCUUUGAGGAGGCCUACAUCGGGGGUGUUUCAGCUUUACAUGUUUUCAUAAUAUUGUAUUUUUCUGCCUCCAGAUAUAAUAUUGUUCUUCCGCCACUUAGAGGAUGUGUCAGUAACGUCCAAGUAGAUUUCACUGCUUCCUUUGCAGAGGAAGUUGGAAUCGUCCGAGGUUGUCCAAAUCUUCUAGUGGGUUCCCGAGAGGCUACUUUUAAAUUUGGGAGUUCUCUCUCUCUGUCACCUCCUGUUAACGAUACAGAGUCCGGGACAAUGGUUUCACUUGGAUUUAAGAUAUCCCAGGAGAAUGUUUCAUCCUUAAUACUGACUGGUGGAAUGAAUAAUGAGUUUUUGCUGUCUUUGAAAGACGGCUAUGUUGAAAUGAGUGACAAUAAGAAAAAAUUAACAGCCACAAACAAAUGCGAAACUGGAAAAUGGCAUUACAUAACAGCCUACAGAAGUGCAGCGGGGAUGCAGCUAAACGUUGACAACACAGAUAUUACAGAUCCACCGUUAUCAUCAUCCACAUUCACUAAACUUGGGGAAAAUGUGAUUUUAGGGAAUGGAUUAUUUGAAGGCUGUUUGAGGAACCUGUAUAUACGGAGUCUACAGACCGAAUACAUUCCGGCCGACUUGAGCGGAUUCAAUCAGACUGGAAAUGUAUCUCUGGGAUUUUGUAAAGCAGAGAGCCCCCCUCUGGAAACUACCAAGAAGCGUGCAAGACAUGCUGGAAUUACAUUCAACAGCAAUUCGGGAAGCUCUAAACAAGGCUGUAGAAACCCAAAGUCUGUUAAAAACACCUACCACCUUGGUUCCAACAGCCAAAUGCAGUUUGAAAUAGAUCCAGAGAAGCUCAGUAACAGGCUGCAUUUCUCCCUAGAUGUCCGUACCAAAUCAUCUGAAGGACUUUUACUCCAUGUCUCAGGGAAAUAUGGUGUUCCUCUUGUGAUCUUGUAUUUGGAUAAAGGAAAAGUCAAACUCUUUGUUGGGGCCGAUGAAACAAUCUCCUCUCAGAAGAUAAAUGAUGGUGACUGGCACAAUAUCAAGUCCAGCAUAAAGCAACACAACUUUCAUCUAGUGGUGGAUGGCGUUCAAACACUCGAUGGACAUUCGUUGAAUGGAUUCACACAUGAUCUGCAGUCUCCUGUCUAUGUGGGACACGGAACAUUUCAGAUGCUUCACAAAACACAAGAAAAAGUGCCUCAGAAGAGUAUAAUCGGAUGCAUUCAAGACAUCAGGGUUUCUGAGGUUCUCCUUGUGGAUCCAGCUGUCAGUCGUGGGGUUACGCCCUGCUUCAAAGGCGUGACAGAGAAGGGGGCUUAUUUUGCUGGAAAUGGCGCACAUUUGGUCUUAGAAAAGGACCUUAGCUUUGGUUCUACGUACAACCUGGGUUUUGAAUUUCGACCCAGGAAACUCACUGGCCUAGUCUUCCACAAAAUCGAUAACCGUGGACAGACACUCACUCUCUUUCUCAAGAAAGGAAAGGUGGUGUUAACAGCGUAUGAUGGAAAGCACCGCUAUGGCACCGCAUUGACCCCAACAAGACCUAUCUGUGAUGCAUUUCACUAUGUGACAGUGUCCAUAUGGAGGAAAACUAUCGAGCUUAGAGUGGAUGAAGUGUCCUCACUGGUGAGACAAAAGUCUGUAUACACUCCUCCAUCUAAUGAAACGAUCUAUAUUGGUGGCAUUUCAGAGAAUCGAAGAGAAGGAGUGGAAAUGCGGGCAUCUUAUGUGGGGUGUUUGAGAAACGUGUGGCUUAAUCAACAUCCUAUCACAUUUUAUGACAUAAGCACAUUCGGCCCCAUUAACACCAACGAGUGCCCAGCAGAAUAAUGGAAACAGAAAUCAAGCACAGCUCAGCAGACUAAUUUUGGAGUUAAACAGUUUGCAAAAUACAAAUUAUGAUUGUUUUGGGGAAUUGUAUUGGAAAGUGACAUUAAAAAAAGACGUGUACAAAUAUACAUAAUGAAAGCACAUUUCCUCAAUAGUUAGAAUUAAUGUUCAUGAAGCCUCAGAUGUAAAAAUGUGUAUGGAAAUAAAAAUAUGUUUUAAAUUA
Messenger RNA from Cyprinus carpio (common carp), 5648 nucleotides. It is a transcript of the gene lama3, whose product is annotated as laminin, alpha 3. Lineage: Eukaryota; Metazoa; Chordata; Actinopteri; Cypriniformes; Cyprinidae. The transcript is spliced from 39 exons. Gene Ontology annotation, molecular function: signaling receptor binding. The record is from RefSeq and is a predicted model, not a curated record. Gene Ontology annotation, biological process: cell adhesion; regulation of cell adhesion; regulation of embryonic development. Bases 155 to 5425 code for a protein of 1756 amino acids.